This is a messenger RNA of Medicago truncatula (barrel medic), 2883 nucleotides long. RefSeq names its product polycomb group protein EMBRYONIC FLOWER 2. Gene Ontology annotation, cellular component: nucleus. The transcript has 22 exons. NCBI's taxonomy places the organism in Eukaryota, Viridiplantae, Streptophyta, Magnoliopsida, Fabales, Fabaceae. Gene Ontology annotation, molecular function: chromatin DNA binding. The record is from RefSeq and is a predicted model, not a curated record. Bases 71 to 2443 code for a protein of 790 amino acids.
GUUUGUUCUCAGAUACGCAGAGGUUCCCGUUCCGUUAAAUGUGUUUAUAUCCUAGACUUGUCUGACAAGAAUGCCUGGAUUUCCUGUUACGGCUGAUGAACCAUGUGAUUUUACAAGCACAGAUCAACAACCUAGACCUCUAGAUACUAGUGCGGAUUUAUCUGUAGCAGAGAAAGUCGCUGGGGAAUGGACUUUUACAGGUUUUUGCAAGCCUAUAGAGUUUUACAACGUUCUUCUUCAUCGUCCGCGAUUAUUCCUUCCAAGAUGUUUGAAGUACAGGAUAGAUGCUAGCCAAGAGAAAAGGAUACAAAUGACAGUUAUACUCUCAUGGAGCAAUGAAGAAACACAAAAUAUGUUUCCUUUGUACAUCAGUCUAGCAAGGCGUGACUUUAAUAAUGAAGAUGCUGAUUAUUCUGCUGUUUAUCUACUCGGUCAGAUAUUAACCUUUCGAGGUUCCUCCGGCAUUGAUGGGAUAAAUGAAAUCAAAGCAAAGUUUGUGCUCUCUGAAGUUAAUAAGUUAGCUGUGGAGGCUAGAGCUGGCUCACUUUUUCUCUUGUUUUUCACCACUGAGGGAAACUCAAAUUCAUCAUCUAGAGUCAAUGCAAGCCUAGGGCCUUCAGAUCAGACUUCUCAUGAACCAAUAGCCGAAAAUACCUGCUUAUAUGGGAAAAUUUCUUUUCAAUCAAUUUAUACGGCUUGGGAUAACUCUCCAAAUUUCCGUUGGGGACAACGAGCUGAGAUUAUGACUACUCUCAAUUUGCUUCCAUGUAUUUUAAAGUAUGAUUUUGAAAAUAAGGGCACAACCAUCGCAAUUCAAGAUCUCCGGAAUUCUGAGAUUGUGAGUACAUCAAAGAGUGUUCAUAUCAAAAUAUUUGCUGAAGAGUUUGGGGCCAUGGAAAAAUCUCUCUACCAUGCAAAUACUAUCAAUGAUGUACCAUCAUCAUCAACAUCAUCAUCAUCAUCAACACCGUCAUCACCAUCGUCAUCAUCGUCAUCUUCUCGCAUUAUUCGGUCGAAAGAAGGAAGAGUGGCAUUUAAUUACAGGUAUUACAAAAACAGAUUGCAGAGAAGGGAAGUCACUGAGAAUUUCUCCUGCCCAUACUGUUAUCUAAGAUGUGCAAGCUAUAAGGGUCUAAGAUGUCACUUGUUAGCAUCACAUGAUCUUCUCAACUUUGAAUUCUCGGCAUCGGAAGAUUGUCUGGCUGUUAAUGUAUCUAAGAAAUAUGAUAUCUGGAAAUUUGAGUUUAUUGCAGAUGGUAUUGAUCCAAGAUUGCAGACUUUUAUGCAUUGUGGCAAGCGAACCAUACAGGUUAGGCCAGAAGCUGCACGUUUUGAAGAGUUCCAGGAUGUGGACUCACCGGCUUUAGCUGAUAAUGCAGACCCACCCGUAUUAGCUACGGAUGUGGAUCUACCUAUCCUAGCUAAUGAUUUAGACUCUCCGAUCUUAGCCAUAACUAAUAAUGCAGACCCACCGGUCUUAGCUAUGGAUUUGGACCCACUGGUCCUAGCUAAUGAUGCUGACUCUCCAGUCUUGGCCUUAACUAAUAAUGCAGACCCACCAGUCUUAGCUAUGGAUGUGGACCCACCGGUCUUGGCUAAUGAUGCAGGCUCACCGGUCUUAGCUAAUGAUGUAGGCUCACCGGUCUUAGCUAAUGAUGUAGACUCGCCAGUCUUAGCUAUGGAUUCAGAUCCACCAAUCAUGGCUAUUGAUGAAGACCCACCGAUCUUGGCUAUGGAUGCAGAUCCACCGGUCUUUGAUUCUGGAACUACUUUAGAAGAUAUUGAAUUUUUGAAGAAGGCGGGCGGAAAUUCUGCAACUACAUCAGGGGUUGCAAACACAAAUAUUGUAUCUAAUCUCAAUCCAGAUUGUGUCCCACCAGUAUCUGAGCAUGAUAACGGGACUCCUUCAGCGCAACAGGCUGGCAAUACAAGGAAGUUACCAGUUGAGCAAAUUACCCCACAAAUGAUAGCCCAGUUGGAGAAGCGCGAAUUUUAUCAUUCUCACAAAGCCCAGCCAAUGUCACUUGAAGAAGUUCUAUCAGGUUAUGAUAGUGAGGCUGAAGUUGAUAAUGAAGUUUUAGACAUUGAAGACCGAUGGAGACUUAAUCUUCAUGAUAAUGCGACCAAAGAAGAGAAGCAGUUGAUGACCAUGUGGAACUCGUUUAUUCGGAGGCAACGUGUGCGGGUAGAUGCUCACGUUCGUUGGGCAUGCAAGGCUUUCACAAUUAAGCAUGGCUCUGAGAUUGUUAAAUCGCGCGAAUUAUCUAAGGAUUGGACAGCGUUCAGGCUCAAACUAUAUACUGAGGGUCUUAUAGAUGCAAAGAUCAUCAAUGAUUGCGGUACUGUUCUCAAACAUUACCGGGAAAAUCCUGAUAUCAGAUUCCCAGAACGAAGGAUACCGUCCAUUCUUUUGUCCCCUGUUAAAAAUAGAAGAAAAAGAUGACACAGAAAAGGAUUUCUUUACAAGGUGGAAAUUUCCCUCACCCUCUUGUGGAACCUUAUUGGAUUUAAAUUUAUACCCUUGUUGUACUAUAUGAUUAUCUGGAGUUGUACCAUGAGGUUUACCAAAGGAUAAAAGUUUCAUUCUACAUCUCUUUUUCUGCUGCAUGGAGCUGAAAGAAACUCCUAAGCAACCUGAGUAUUAUGUUAUUCAUCCAUUUCUGGUUGAAGUUUGAAAUUUCAAUGUUUUAUACUUUUUAUUGGACACCAAAGUUAUGUGGAACUGGAUUUCCAGUAAUUCAAAAAGGAGCUGCAUGAAGUACAAUUCCCCAACCAGAAGCUCAUAUUUAAUGGAUUGUGUUUACAAUUUUAGAAUAAAACCUUUUUGUGGCUGACAUUGACUGUUGUAUACAUCUUUGAGAAAAUCAUAGACAUACUCAUCCA